Molecule: messenger RNA, 873 nt
Organism: Halteromyces radiatus
Lineage: Eukaryota; Fungi; Mucoromycota; Mucoromycetes; Mucorales; Cunninghamellaceae
Exons: 1
Coding region: 87-779 (230 amino acids)
Source: RefSeq, a predicted model, not a curated record
GUUCGAUUUUUUUUUUCUUUUUAAAAACAAGGGAAACAAUUCUAUUAUUUUUUUCUUAUUAUUUGAAAUUUUAAAAAUAAGAAAAUAUGAAUUCACAAAAAAAAUGUUUUAAAUGCUCAUUUGAAGUAUUACAUACAUGGUUAUUUUGUCCUAUGUGUUCUAAUUCUCUUACAAAUCAAUUUCCAAUAUAUCAACAUCAACAAUAUAAUAUUCCAAAUGGUCAAGAUAUAAGAAAUCAAUACAUACCAAUACAAUUACAACUUUUUGACAAACCUUUAAUUAAUCCUGAUGGUACUGAAUCAGAAAAUUUGUAUAAUCUUAUAAAUUCAAUUUAUAAUUUCUUUGAUUAUGAUUAUCAAGGAAUUUUAACGUAUCAAAAACUUACCAAUUACAUGAAUUAUAUUGAAGAACCAGUAAAAGCAGAACAAGAAUUAUCCGUUGCACUUGAGGCUACUGGUUGUGAAUUAACACAAGAUGGAUUAACAAGAAAAGGUUUUCAUCAAUACCAAUUAUAUUUCUUGAAAACUGAUUCACCUAAAUGGCAAAAAGAAAUGAAAAAAUAUUUUAAAUAUGAUAUACCUAACAUAUUGUUACCAUCACCUCUUACACCUGAACAAAAAGCUAAUGAAGAAAAAAGAAUUCUUGAACGUGCACAACAAAUACUAAACAAGAAAAUGUCUACUGCAAAUGCUGUAAAUCAAAUUUCACUUCAAGCGACAGAUAUGGUACGAAAGGCAGCUACACCACCUGGAACAUAUUUUUACAAAUAUUAUUAUUAAAAUUGAAUAUUCAAUCUUUAAUAUUAUAUUAUUUAUCAAAUCUUAUUACUUAUUAAUAAAAUAGUUAAAAAUUUAUUUUUUAUUGAUUUUAAAA